This is a messenger RNA of Anopheles nili, 2166 nucleotides long. RefSeq lists its product as uncharacterized. Bases 1 to 1875 code for a protein of 624 amino acids. Lineage: Eukaryota; Metazoa; Arthropoda; Insecta; Diptera; Culicidae. The transcript has 2 exons. The record is from RefSeq and is a predicted model, not a curated record.
AUGAACUACAAAUUUGAUACUAGUGAUUUAACUCGUCGCCUUAAACGCACGUUCGACGGAAAUGUUUCGUACCGGAAGUUGUUUUUCUUACUGUUUGUUGUGGCGGUAUUUUUGCUGUACAUAGGUCCAUCUAUAUUAAGAUGGUUGUUUGGCCAUUCGGAACCAACGAGAGACCAAUCUAUGCGUUGCAUGGACGAUCGGCUAACACCGUUCUAUCUGCAGAACUUUGAGUACAACGUUAAUAUUCGGCAUCAACCAACGUAUUCGCAUGAGCAUGAUGCAAUUCCCUACGUCGGCAACGGAUGGUUUGGAUUAGAGAUACAUGCCGAUGCGCACCUCAAUAUAUUUCGUGGCAGAACUCUGUCACAACCUGUAAAUUUCCACCCGAUUGUUAGUGUGGCCAGUUCAGCACCGGGCAGAGAAGCCACCGUUGUCGAGUAUUUGAGCGGCAUCGUUCAUCGAUUUCAAUGUUUUCCAGAUGGUUAUCAUGUAUCUUAUCAGUACUAUGCCCACCGCACAAUGCCGUUCGUGUUAGUGCAAGAAAUUCAGUUAACAAACACCAAAAACCAGUUAACCGAUAUUGAAUUGAUCGUGCCCAGAAUUUCGGAUUGGCCCUCUGCGAUUGUAAAGAAUGUCAAAUUCCAGCAUGCGUCGGCAAUAUUAGAAUAUCAGGUCGUUACGGGAAUGGUUGAUAUGGGCCCAAUGGCUGGAAUCACUGGUGACGCUAACGUACGAGUGGUGUCAAUUGUUUCCCGUAAACUACCACGCGUGAUAACGCUCAAGAAAAGGGGUACCACGAAGCUGGAAUUACUCCUCACCAUCAAUUAUUCCGAGCCAAUUUCACGCGAUAAAUACAGUGCUCAUAAAGAAUCAAUCGAAAAACAAGCAAUCGAAGCCAUGAAUAAAGCACUGCUAGCUGCCGAGCAUGGCGAACAAAAUGCAUACCAUAAUUUCAAACGUGACCAUGCUCUCGUUUGGAAUAAUCUGUGGGAAACUGGCUUCCAUAUAAGCACCUCAAAAGCAGAGAACACCUUAAACGGAAACAAUAUUAAUGCGACAAUGUACGCGGUCAUUUCGCAGGCUCGUGCAUUCGAGUUUGAGGAGUCGGUGACCAAUGCUCGAAAGGAACAAAUUGCCCGGGCUUUAACAUAUGCAGAAGGUUGCUACGAUAGCUAUCAUACGCUUCAAGCGGAAAAUUUGUGGCGUUCUAUGACUACCUUUGAAGAGCUGAAUUCCGUUGUAGGUUCAUGGAUGCUGACAUUAGAAAAACAAGGAUGUCACAAUCUUAUCAAAGCCGGUGCUAGUGGCAUAGUUCAAGCGAUGGUGCUUAGCUUCGGUGGAUUCCGGUUUAGCAACCAGCAUUUGGAGUUGAACAUCCAUCCGAAAUAUCUGCAUCGUGAUUACGCUUUCCGUAGGUUGAACUAUGGAAACUUGACCCAUCUAAAUAUUUCGAUCACCGUUCGGGAGGACAACAAGGCGGUACUAUACGUGGCAUUAGAUAGAUCUGAUCGAAAUUACUAUGCUUGCGAUGCGGGUUGUCUUGACGACCCAGUGCAAUUGCGUCAGACCCGAGCAGCAUUCCCAGUGAAACUUACCGAACCGGUCACUUCAAUUCUGUACAUAACAUCGGACAGGAAGCAUAUGGAAGAUCUCAGGCAUGCAAUCCAUGUAAAGGAGGUCGUAGAAGCGCCAGCACAUGAGCAUCAUGUGAUCGCCUUACAUCGACACGGGCACCAUUUGGGAGGACUACCAACACUUUUUUGGGUGUCUAUAUGCGUUAUUAUAAUCGUCUUUCACGUUUUUCUCUGCAAACUUAUAGUGAAGGAGUAUUGUGAACCACCAGACAAGAUGAGAUAUCGCUAUAGCAAACCAUAAGCGCGGAGUUUUUCGUUCCUUGUAAAUAUUUAGUUUAUUUGCGUUCGUCAUUUGAGUGACUAACCCAGUGAAAGCUAUCCUCAAAAAGUAUACAUUAACGUUGCUUUAUUCCAUGCGACAUUCAGAUCAACUGAUAUGUCGGAUAAAUCGUAACAAUUUGCAAUACUGUUCGCAAUAAUGUAAAAAGUUAGGUGUCGUUACUUCUUUGAUUGCAUCUUAUAAUAGAUAUAUCAAGCAGGUGAUACCAAAUAAACCAACAAAAAAAUAUUUUGUUCAGAAUGUACGAUUGUA